Schizophyllum commune H4-8 is the source of this 1218-nucleotide messenger RNA. RefSeq names its product TPR-like protein. The coding region runs from base 31 to 1161 and encodes 376 amino acids. Gene Ontology annotation, biological process: cell division. The record is from RefSeq and is a predicted model, not a curated record. Lineage: Eukaryota; Fungi; Basidiomycota; Agaricomycetes; Agaricales; Schizophyllaceae. Gene Ontology annotation, molecular function: protein binding. The transcript is spliced from 8 exons.
UGUUAGAGACGCUGAAGAGUUUCCCACCUCAUGCCACUGCUGCCGGUGCCUCCCAGUCACCCAAUGGCGCGUAUCUUCCAGAUCAAAAGCGCGUUAACCUUCAUGUCCGGAGGCGACUACGAACUCGAGAUCUGUGACCAUCUCUUACAAUCGGAUGUCUUUCCGAACAGUCCCUGGAUAAUGGGCCUUCGGGCCUGCGUCUUGAGCGACCUCCACGAGUACGAUAGGGCAGAGCAGCAAUUCGAUCAUAUUUUUGAGAUGGACCCCCAACGCAUUGAAUGGGUAGACAUGUACUCGAACGUACUCCUCGUGACGCAACAGAAGGUCAAACUCGCCAAGAUUGCGCACGAGUUCGUUGCCCUCGCCAAAGACCGUCCGGAAGUCUGUGUCGCAAUAGGCAACCACUUCGCGCUGCGGGCUGAACACAUGAAGGCUGUGAAGUACUUUCGCCGAGCGGCAGAGCUUGAUUGUACUUUGACGGGUCCUUGGACCUUAAUGGGACACGAGUUGGUCGAAAUGAAGAACUCGCACGAAGCCAUGGAUGCGUAUCGUCGUGCGCUGUCCCUCAACCGUCGAGAUUACCGUGCGUGGUACGGGCUCGCCCAGGCGUCGGAACUCUUGUCGAUGAAGGAGAAUGCAUUGUACUACUAUCAGAACGCAGUCGCAUUGAAGCCUUACGACGUCCGUAUGCUGCAAGGCUUGGCGCAAUGCUACGAGAACAUGGGGCGACUCCGCGAGGCUGUCGACUGCCUUAGACGUGUUCUAUACGCCGCAAGCCCCCACGAGCAAUUCAGCACGCUCAAGCUGGCAUCCCUACAUCGCAUCAUGGGUGAAUACCGAGAGGCUGCGUCUUAUCACCAUCGUAUCGUCCAGAUCUGCAACGCGGAGAACCGUCCUAUCGCUGAUUAUGCGAAGUCAACGCUGGAAGUUGCGAAUUACCACAUGCAUAACCCCGGCGGUAACCUGCAUCUCGCGCGCGAGCUACUAGCGGUUGUCGCGCAAAGUAACGCCGAGGAUGUCGACAAGGCCCAGGAGAUGUUGAAGGAAGUCAACGAAAUGCUGAAAGCUCGGCAGGCAAAGGCUGUUGCGACAAAGUCUUCCCAGGUCGAGCUCAAGAGACUUGCAGCGGGACAGAGUCAUGAAAGGAUGGACACUCAAUAGUCACGCGAUCGCUCUUUGUAUUCCGUAGGCUUUCAUGGUAACAGCCAUUGUUUCGUC